This is a messenger RNA of Meyerozyma guilliermondii ATCC 6260, 2247 nucleotides long. RefSeq lists its product as uncharacterized. Lineage: Eukaryota; Fungi; Ascomycota; Pichiomycetes; Serinales; Debaryomycetaceae. Bases 1 to 2247 code for a protein of 748 amino acids. The record is from RefSeq and is a predicted model, not a curated record. The transcript has a single exon.
AUGAGUUUUUACAUCGUCCCAUCGAUGCUGUAUCAGACACAGCAGAAGCUCAAGAAGAAACCAUCAAGUAGUUCCGGCCGUCAUCGAAAACAUGGAAAGUCAUCCGCGAGUUCUACAAAAGCGGAGGAAGACGAUGCAGCCAGUACACAUUCAAGUGCACAAUCAGUCAAAACAAGUAAUGACGACGUAAAAUCGGCGGGACCUUACAAUGGUGUUGAUUCCAAAGAGCUCUCUCAUUCACUCCAGAAACUAAAAGAGACGGCUCCCAGCGAAAUUGUUGUACCGACACCCGUAGUCUCGUCUAAUUCUCCAUCCGAUUCCCGCACCUCCCCAUCAACAAAAAGGCUGGACUCAGACAAGAGCCCCAUAGCCACGCCGAAUGAUGCUUCCAAUGACAAACACCGCUCAGGCUCAACGUACUCGACUGUGUCGGGAUCUUCUGUUCCUUCAAGUUUACGAAAGGUGUUCCGUAGAAACAGUUCAAUGACUUCGUAUCAAUCGUACCUGCUGGCAAGGUCCUCCCCCACGGCUACUCCCCCAUCCGUUGAGGUAGAAAGUAUGAUCCCCAAUAGACCCCUGGAUCUCAAACAAAAGAGAAGUUCAUCAUCAUUAGUUUUUGCACACGUUUUAAGCCCCUCCACAAAAGUCGACCUCAGUCCGACUCUCCCCGACUACAUCCCAAUCACAGAUUUAUCCAUCAUGAAUUCCAUUGAACUGGUCAAUCGCUCGUUCCUCAACCCAGCAUUUCAAAUACAAAGGUAUCAGAACUUCAUUGAGUUUUUGAAAGACCAUCACGUCUCUGAUCCCGUAAACUUCGCAUCUGUUCGGAACCAUUGUUUGCUGAAAUUCAUCAAAGAACACCUGAUAGCUGUCGAUUGGCACCAUUCUAAUGAAGCCCAGAAUUUCAGGGACAUGCAUCAUUAUGAAGCGCACCUCUCGUUUCAAUUACUUCGAGCUCGUAAUCUUGUGCGGCGCAUUUUAAGACAAGUUACUGCAGAAGACCCUAAUAGGUCUCCAAUGAUCAACUGCGAAGAACUUAUUCAAUUGAAUUAUAUCAAUUAUGUGAGAUACUCCUUCAGUCUUCCUAGCACGUUGCCCUCCUCGGAAACACGAUUGAAUGAAUUUCAAAGGGCACACUACGAGUAUAAGGAAUGUAUCAGUAAUAUCCAAAGGAGCUUGGAACUGUUGAAACGAGAGGAAUUGGGUUCAGAUAUCGGCACAAGUGGCACGCAAGCUAUUUUGAACAUGGUUACGAAAGUUUCCUAUGAGUUUGUCUUACUAGAAAAGUAUCACAUUCACAUCCUAUCCAAGUUGAACAAUAACUAUCUCAUCGAGAGCAGAAGUGUUCGUCGUAUAUUUGAGAUGUAUAAAGCUCAAGUUAACGACAGGAAUACGAGGUCGCCAAAGGUGUUACUUUACAACAACUUCUACAGCUCACAGUAUACUUGGCAUUUGUCUCUAUCAAUUCCCUUCGCACGAGUAUAUCAGAUGAGCAUUUGCAACGAGGUCCCCGAUUUUUAUGUCAAUUACGGUACCGCUCGCAACGAGCAGGAGUAUUGGAACUAUGAAAUCGAUGACGAGAACUUCUACAAGUCGUACCUUCAACAUUUGAGUAUAGAAGACUUCAAGACCUUCCAACACUAUACUCCCAAAAAUUUAGUCGAGCUAGUUCAAGAUGUGCGUUCUAAGGGUGAUAAAUCAAAUGGUGGGGCAGACGACCUCCAGCCAUUCAAUUUUCAAUAUUACCCACUGUCACUCGCAUCCAUACCUUCUAACACAUUCGACAUCAUCCAAUCAAGAGACCUAGCCCUACAACUUACACCGAAGAAUUUUAAAGUUGUUUUGGGUGAGUUUUUCAGAAUCUUAAAACCUGGGGGAUCACUUGAAUUGUCCGUAUUUCAAUUCGGAAAAGGAACUUUGGACCUUUUCAGUUGUGAGAUGUACGGUGACUUAGACCUAACGCAAUUGUACGAUAUUAUUCCCCAUUUCAUUACAGUGGUGAUGCAAGAGCUUGUGAAAUUAUUCGGUGCUGACAAUGUGUCGUACUCGGUGGCCUUAUUGAAUCGGAAUAACGAAGUCACAGACUUUCUUAUGAAGCAUUUGGGACUUGUAUUAUACGAUAUUUUUGGCAGGAUUGACGACUUUUGCGUGAAUGUCAGGGACUCAGAGGUGGAAGAAAAACUGAAACCUAACACGAAUUUGAAUCAAUUAGUGCACAUUAGGGCCGAGAAAAGAACUACUUCAUAG